Molecule: messenger RNA, 241 nt
Organism: Meloidogyne enterolobii
Lineage: Eukaryota; Metazoa; Nematoda; Chromadorea; Rhabditida; Meloidogynidae
Source: the annotation of a GenBank genome assembly
UCGAAAAUUGCGGAAAAUACCUAAAGAAAAUAUUGAGUAUUUAAUGGUUAAAGAUUGUCGAAGAGAUUAUACAGUCAAAUCAGCCUCUUUAGCUCAAUUUUUACAAUUAGAAUUAAAUUCAACUCUUUUCCUUGUAUUUUCUCGUAUUCACUUUCCUUUUGAAGAAUCGGUUGAUUUUAAUACUUUAAAGCCUCAACUUGUUCAAACUGCUCAAAUUUUGAAAUGUUUAAGAUUGGUUUGA